Molecule: messenger RNA, 243 nt
Organism: Clunio marinus
Lineage: Eukaryota; Metazoa; Arthropoda; Insecta; Diptera; Chironomidae
Source: the annotation of a GenBank genome assembly
AUGGAAUGGUUUGAGGGCGAUGCUGAUUUUUGUCAUGUGCCAAAUGCUGCCUCUGCGGUUCUCAUUGACUCGACAAAAGGGAGAUUGAGGGUUCCAUUGUUUCUAUAUUGCAUCAGCAAAAUGAAUUAUCUCUGUUGUCGUUAUUCUUCUUCGGAUCAUUCAGCAAUUUUAUGCUUUACAACAUGGACUUUAUUUCUAUUAAAAGUUCUCGAAAUUUUAAUGCAGAUGAAUGUCAUUAAUUAA